UCCUCUUUAAAAGCAAGACCCUCCCCUUCCUCCUCACUGCCACACCACAUCGACAGCUCCAUCGAUUCAUCCACCGCUAUCUCUCUCUCUCUCUCUCUCUCUCUCUCUCUCUCUCUCUUUCAACUGUAAGGGAAACCGAGCUCAAAGUGGCAACCAUCAAUGGAUAUUAUGGCGCUUAAUGCGAGAGACGAGGAGCAGUACGGGAACAACCAUCUCGGGCUCGGGCUGAGCCUCAGCCUCGGCCUCGGCGUCGCCACCGCGGCUCCGGUCGAGGUCGAGCCCCCGCCACCGCCGCGGCAGCAGCAGCAGCGAGCUAUCAGCGUCGCGCCCAUCACCUCCCUCCCCGCGCCGCAGUGGUGGAAGUGGAACGGCCCCGGUCUCUUCUUCGGGACGACAAUGGAUCAGCAGCAGCAGCCGGCGGCCGCGCGCCACGGCCACGAGAUGCCGUUCCUGCGGGGGGUGGACGUGAACCGGGCCCCUGCCGGGGAUACCAGGAGGGGUAGCUGCAGCGAGGACGACGAGGAGCCUGGCGGCGCGUCGUCGUCGCCAAACAGCACGCUCUCCAGCAGCCUCAGCGGGAAGCGCGCAGCUCCGGCGAGGAGCGGCGGAGAGGUGGCCGACCACACCCCGAGAGCCGGAGGCGGCAGCGACGACGAGGACUCCGGCGGUGGGUCGCGCAAGAAGCUCCGCCUGUCCAAGGACCAGGCCGCCGUCCUCGAGGAGAGCUUCAAGGAGCAUAACACACUCAACCCCAAGCAGAAGGCGGCGCUGGCGAAGCAGCUGAACCUGAAGCCGCGUCAGGUGGAGGUGUGGUUCCAGAACCGCAGAGCCAGGACGAAGCUGAAGCAGACGGAGGUGGACUGCGAGUUCCUGAAGCGCUGCUGCGAGACGCUGACGGAGGAGAACCGGCGGCUGCAGCGGGAGGUGGCGGAGCUGCGCGUGCUCAAGCUCGUGGCGCCGCACCACUACGCGCGCAUGCCGCCGCCCACCACGCUCACCAUGUGCCCCUCCUGCGAGCGCCUCGCCUCCGCGUCCGCGUCCGCCGACCAGGCGGGCCGUGCAGGGCCCUGCUGGGGCCCUCUCCCCGUGUUCGUCGACGGCCCAGCCCGGAGGCCGUGAUCCACGACCACGAUAUGGCAUGAGAUGGAUGCGCUUGCUAAUCGCUACCGCUAGCUAAGUAGCUAGUGCUAAUUAGGGCUGGAUCUUCUUUUUUUCUUUGUUUGGUUCUUAUUAUACUCGCAGGCUAUUACAGCUUAGUAGUGUUUAUUAGUCCGAUAUGAUAAAAAUCUUCGUUGUUUGGCAGUGUUUUAUUUGCUGAAAAAUAGAUAACGAUGUCUUAUGUCUUUGUACUCAUAAGUGAUGCAAAAUUGUCUUACUACUACUUUGCAUAUAUAAGGUUUCAGUUGUUAA
Messenger RNA from Zea mays, 1410 nucleotides. RefSeq names its product homeobox-leucine zipper protein HOX1-like. Gene Ontology annotation, cellular component: nucleus. Gene Ontology annotation, molecular function: DNA-binding transcription factor activity, RNA polymerase II-specific; sequence-specific DNA binding. The coding region runs from base 160 to 1119 and encodes 319 amino acids. Lineage: Eukaryota; Viridiplantae; Streptophyta; Magnoliopsida; Poales; Poaceae. Gene Ontology annotation, biological process: regulation of DNA-templated transcription. The transcript has 4 exons. The record is from RefSeq and is marked validated.